UUCAGCGCAUGUGACAAAUACAACUGUAUUUGACUUUAUAUAUAGUUAUAUAUACGUCAUUACGUCGCACAACGUCACCACGUGAUCUUUCGUCACUGUUUUGGAAUGGCUUCCUGUAUCUUCUCUUUUCACGCGCUCUAAGAACAUGGAUUACUGUUUAACGCUAUUAAACCCUUUUUUUAAGAACUACCAUAGAAGAGGCAAUACACCAAGAGAAAGAUACAGGGCAAUACAGAAACGGAAAAGAGAAACCUUCAAUACGAACUUACAAUGUUCUUAUUCCAGCUACCAGAGGUUGUGCUCUACCACAUUAUGUCAUAUUUGGAAUACAAGUCUUUGAGUCGCCUUUCUCAAGUUUGCAAAACAAUUUACCAUUUUGCAAAUCGUGACGCCGUAUGGAGGAAGAUAGCAAAAGAGUUAAUAAACACUGGAAUUACACGACAAGGAGCAGAUGUGUAUCCCCACAUCCCUCUGAAGGACAGAGUGAAGGUAUCUCAGAACUGGUGCCAUGGGAUCUGCAGAAAGGAAGUCAUGCUCAAAUGGAGGAUUAACUUGUUGCCAUGGAUACAGCUAGACGGGGAUGUGCUGUAUCUGUCUCAGGCUGCAGACAUCGGAGCGUACCAUCUGAGGCCGGACACAGGGAAGCUCCAGCGCAGCCCCAUGGCUCUGUUCUCAGGACACCUGGAAGACGUGUGUCGAUUUGCUGUGACUGACACACACCUCGUUAGUGGAGGAAGUGAUGGUAAGAUCCUGGUGCACCACAGGAGGAAUGGGUUCUCAAUGGAGUACUCAGGUCACAACCAGGAAGUGAAUUGCCUGGACUGCAGAGGAGGACUGAUCGUCAGCGGCUCCAGAGACAGAACAGCCCGGAUUUGGACUUUGUCUUCCAACUGCCCCAGAGACACGAUCCCUAUGAACGACAGGGUGUGGUCUGUGGCUAUUAGUCCCACACAGAGCUCCUUCGUGACUGGCACGGCCUGCUGUGCGAACUUCUCUCCUCUGAGGAUCUGGGAUGUUGAAAGGUGUGAGCUGCUGUGUUGUCUGGGUUCAGAGUUCCGUCGGGGUGCAGGUGUGUUGGAUAUAGUCUAUGAGUCGCCUGUCCAGCUGCUCACCUGUGGCUAUGACACCUACAUCCGCUCCUGGGACCUUCGCCUCAGCCCCAGGAAGUGUGUCAUGGAGUGGGAGGAGCCUCACGACAGUGCCCUCUACUGCAUCCAGACGGAUGGGAAUCACAUGAUUGCCAGUGGCUCCUCUUACUAUGGCGUCAUACGGACGUGGGAUAAGCGGCAAACCCGCUGCUUAGAGAUGUUCCAGCUGUCCUCUGCUGUGAGUAGCCCAGUGUACUGCCUGCGUUUCAACACCUCUCACCUGUACGCUGCCCUCGCCACAGCACUGCACUCUCUUGACUUCAAACAGGGCCCCCGGCCUCGCAGAUAACGCCCACUCCCACAGACAGCUGUUAGGAUUUAAAACAAUAAAUUCGAUGUUUUUGACAGUAAA
This is a messenger RNA of Oncorhynchus gorbuscha (pink salmon), 1500 nucleotides long. It is a transcript of the gene fbxw4, whose product is annotated as F-box and WD repeat domain containing 4. The coding region runs from base 271 to 1437 and encodes 388 amino acids. The transcript has 9 exons. Lineage: Eukaryota; Metazoa; Chordata; Actinopteri; Salmoniformes; Salmonidae. Gene Ontology annotation, biological process: SCF-dependent proteasomal ubiquitin-dependent protein catabolic process. The record is from RefSeq and is a predicted model, not a curated record. Gene Ontology annotation, cellular component: SCF ubiquitin ligase complex. Gene Ontology annotation, molecular function: protein binding.